AUGGUUCCUGAGGCUGAGGUCAAGGUUCCUGACGCUGAGGACAAGGUUCCUGACGGUGAGGACAAGGUUCCUGACGCUGAGGACAAGGUUCCUAACGCUGAGGACAAGGUUCCUAACGCUGAGAACAAGGUUCCUGACGCUGAGGACAAGGUUCCUGAGGCUGAGGACAAGGUUCCUGCUGCUGAAGACAAGGUUCCUGACGGUGAGGACAAGGUCUUGACGCCGAGGACAAGGUUCCUGAUGCUGAGGACAAGGUUGCCGACGCUGAGGAGAAGGUUCCUAACGCUGAGGACAAGGUUCCUGACGCUGAGGACAAGGUUCCUGACGGGGAGGACAAAGUUCCUGGCGGUGGGGACAAGGAUCCUAACGCUGAGGACGAGGUUCCUGACGCUGAGGAAAAGGUUCCUGACGGUGAAGACAAGGUUCCUGAUGGUAUGGACAAGGUUCCUGACGAUGAGGACAAGGUUCUUGACGGUGAGGUCAAGGUUCCUGACACUGACGACAAGGUCCCUGACGCUGAGGACAAGGUUCCUGACG
Paramuricea clavata is the source of this 537-nucleotide messenger RNA. The record is from the annotation of a GenBank genome assembly. Lineage: Eukaryota; Metazoa; Cnidaria; Anthozoa; Malacalcyonacea; Plexauridae.